Molecule: messenger RNA, 937 nt
Organism: Symsagittifera roscoffensis
Lineage: Eukaryota; Metazoa; Xenacoelomorpha; Acoela; Convolutidae
Exons: 4
Coding region: 195-728 (177 amino acids)
Source: RefSeq, a predicted model, not a curated record
AUUCAAUAACUGCUAGACAGUAAGAGCGUCAUCAAACCAUGGUUUCAAACUUAUCGAGAAAAACAAAAAGACAGAGGCUAUGUAUGCUUUUAUAACUCAAAAAAUAGUAGCAUCAGUAGUUUAAGAUUUUCAACUGCGUCACAAUAAACGAAUCUUUGAGUUUAUGCGAUCCAGAAAGCACUUUUCUCGACAAAAUGAUCUCCAAACCUCUUCUGAUACUUCUUGGGACCUUUUCGGUUUUUGUGGCUGUCGGCCAAGCGGGUGGCUCAUACUACUGUUUUAAUGAUCAAGAUUGUAUAACUCAGAAUGCUCUGUACGGUGGGGAAAACGAAAAGUGUUGCUCAGAUGACCAAUGUCACGAGGACUGCGCCUGGGAAGUGUGGGGGUUCCUGUUUUUCUUCCUUUUUCUGCCUUGUUGUGGAUUUAUUUGCUGUGCUGCACUCAUCGGGGGCAUUGUCUACUGCUGCGUCAAAAUGGCCAACAAAGAUAGUCAAAAUGUGCACCCUGUUCCGGUAGUCCACUACAGCAGUGGGUUCCAGUCGCAGCCUGCCUAUGCCAGCCCACCUCCCUACAAUUUCAAUCAGACACAGCCCCCUAACAACUACCCUACCCAGCCUCAGUCGCAGCCUCAGAGCUCGAGCCAAGCUGCGCCUCCUCCUCCGCCUCCUCCCGCAGACCAUCCCGACUUCCAGAAGGGUCAUUUGAACCAUGGAUUCGUACAGCCAUAGCUUAUAAGGCUGCAUAUAAAAAGAAAAUGUUACAAAUCAAGCGAUCUAGAGAAAUGAGUUGAAUCUUCAGAACUCAAUUAUAAUGUUUGUGCAUUUCUAUUUUGAUGAACAAUAUAUUUUUUUUGCAAAAAUUGAAUCCAAGCAACUUAUUCCAUACCUCAACAAAAGCAAAUUAGUCGCUAAAAUACCACAAGUUGCCAAAAUAUGAU